Messenger RNA from Suricata suricatta (meerkat), 3078 nucleotides. It is a transcript of the gene TBPL1, whose product is annotated as TATA-box binding protein like 1. Gene Ontology annotation, molecular function: general transcription initiation factor activity; DNA binding. The transcript has 10 exons. The coding region runs from base 1334 to 1894 and encodes 186 amino acids. Gene Ontology annotation, biological process: DNA-templated transcription initiation. Lineage: Eukaryota; Metazoa; Chordata; Mammalia; Carnivora; Herpestidae. The record is from RefSeq and is a predicted model, not a curated record.
AGCGAGGAGUCCAGGGGCGCCCUGUCCGGCGGCGCUCUAGCCCCCGCGCACUGUCUCUAUGUUCCUCCUGCGUCUGGUCUAUUUAUUGUCGCGGGGAAGAAGCGGCCGCCCAGUACCCGGAACAACAAAGCACGAAAGACGGAGCCCGAGCCUCGGGGGCUCCUAGCAACGGGUCGGGGUGGGAGUUCCAUGGAGACUGGGGAGCGCGCCCGCCUCAUCAUCAUCCUUGUCCUCCAGCUUAUCCUUCGCGUCCGACGUAACCGGCAGCAGCGCUGCUGCCGCGUUCUCUGCCGCCGCCCCCUCUUCCCACGAAGUAGCUGAGACUGCUGCUCUGCUCCAGUAAUUCCAGUGACUCAAGAAUGGCCGCAUAGAAUUGGAAAAUUAUUUGUUUAUGCCAUCAUGGACUCUGGAUCUGAAAAAUCCUGCGAUAAGCAAAGAAACGAUCGUGGCCCUUUCACCGAUAUCUAUAUCCAUACAGAUAGAGAUAUAUAGAUUAUACAUACACACCCCCCUAUAUCCUUUAAUUUUAGGCACUCUAAGGACUAUAGUGGGAGAUUUUUACAAAAACGGGUCUCCCAUGUGUUGAUAUUGUCUAGAAUAAAAGCCCGUUUUGAAAUAAAGGCCUAACACAUUGUUAAUGUUCCCUGGUGUUCUUUCCACACUUGUGGAAGGACAGGUGUUGCUGACCUCGAGAUAUAAAGAUGAUACGGCUAAUGUGUAGUCUCAGAGUACAAAUGUGAGGGCGAGAAUUUGGCUUUUGACUCUGGUCACCGUUCAUAGACCCAUCGUUGUUUAAACCUCAGCUAAGGUUCAUGGUAAACCUGAACCUUCGGCGGAAUAAGAACCAUCCCAGUCCUUUUCAUUUGCUGCAGAGCCUCUUUCGAGACGCAGAGCCUUUUAUUUUUCUAACCAGCGUCUGGCCGCAGUGAGCGUCUUGGCUCUCUCCAGUUACUUGUGUGCAUGUGUCACCUGGUGAAGUUGUGGUCAGCACCCUUUAAUUGGAAGGGGUGACCAUAUCCCAGGAUCUCGGCUGGGGGCAGCAGGGUAGGGUAGAGGUGGAUGGCCCAGCCAUCUUGAAGGCAUUGUCACUGGUUCGUGAGACCUUCCUCACAAACUUCAUAUGCUAAUCUCAAAGGUACACUAGAUUUCUUAACCCAGUUCUCUGCUCCUUUUCUGGUGAUGGUGGAAGCCCUAAAGCGAGAUUGUCAAAGACCUUUUCAGAAUACUUUAUUGAUGAGAUAUGAGAGAAUAUACAUGUGAUCGCCGUCUUCUUUAAUAAGCAGAUAAAUGAUGUGAUCUUCGUGGUGGGAGACUGAGUUUUUAAACUACCCCAAUGGAUGCAGACAGUGAUGUUGCAUUGGACAUUCUAAUUACAAAUGUAGUCUGUGUUUUUAGAACAAGAUGCCAUUUGAACCUAAGGAAGAUUGCUUUGGAGGGAGCAAAUGUAAUUUAUAAGCGUGAUGUUGGAAAAGUAUUAAUGAAGCUUAGAAAACCUAGAAUCACAGCUACAAUUUGGUCCUCAGGAAAAAUUAUUUGCACUGGAGCAACAAGUGAAGAAGAAGCAAAAUUUGGUGCCAGACGUUUAGCUCGCAGCCUGCAGAAACUAGGUUUUCAGGUAAUAUUCACGGAUUUUAAGGUUGUUAACGUUUUGGCAGUGUGUAAUAUGCCAUUUGAGAUCCGUUUGCCAGAAUUCACAAAGAACAACAGACCUCAUGCUAGUUAUGAACCUGAACUUCAUCCUGCUGUGUGCUAUCGGAUAAAAUCUCUAAGAGCUACAUUACAGAUUUUUUCAACAGGAAGUAUCACAGUAACAGGGCCCAACGUAAAGGCUGUUGCUACUGCUGUGGAACAGAUUUACCCAUUUGUGUUUGAAAGCAGGAAAGAAAUUUUAUAAUUCAUCGCUUAAUUGGUUAGAAUCCCUAACUGAGCACCUUUUAAAACCUGCUGCACAUUGGACUCACAACAAAAGCAAAACUGGACCAACAGUAAUUGAGGAAAUAGACUCUUUUAUUCAUUCACGGCGACGUGUGUAAGCUCCAGGCCCUUUGGAUUUUAUUUCAGACCUUGCUGUAAUAUAAAAAGGAAGUUUACAAGACAUGACAUUGCUGCUUUUACAAAAGGACUCUCUAUUUAUUUUCGCAGUAAUUCUCAUGUCCCCUUAAGCAGAGCUGUCACAGUGUGCACUACCUUAAAUUCUGUUGUUGUUGUUAUUUUUUUCCAGUUUGAGCUAAUGUGUUUUAUUUGUGAAUAGUCUUUUACAUUUUUGUAUGCUGAAUAUGGGCACCAAAGAACCUGUAAAAGUUAUCUUUUUCAAUUGAAUGUGCACAAAUAAAAGUUUGGAAAAGAUCUCCAUAUCCAUUCUGUAACUUUUAUUCCCCAUUUUCUAUUUUAACAAAAAUUGUAUUCAUAAUUCUUUUUUUUUUAAUCUAUGCAAGCUUAGACUUUUGCUAAAAGUGUGUUGGCUUCUUUUUGAAGUGUAUUUUGUAAAUAUAUAUAUGCCGCGUGUGUAUAGUAUCUUUUAAUGCUCUGUUACCAAAUAUCAAAUAGGCAUUUUUUUCCUUGCAGGUUAGAAAUAAAAAUAUGUAUAUAAACUCUAGGGAAUGAACCAGAGUAGAACUUUAUAGAUUAAGCAUAAUGUUUUAUGUUGCUAAUUUAAUAUGAUAGAAAAUGUUAAAUACCUUUUAAAAGUUACACAGUUGUAGUUUUGAAAAGCAAAGCCUCUUACCUAUGAGAUGGAUGAGAAAGAGGCUGUGACGGGUUGAACCUCACAUGUACUUUUGUGAUUCCGGUAAGACUCCACUCUAGUUGUAGGAAAGGCGUAGUCUUAGGCUGGUGUUCAAGGCUAUACUGAGAGUCUUGUCAGAAGUUGAUACAUUGUUCUGUUUUAACAAGAAGUGCCCAAGAGCUGCCUCUGUGCCACAGUAUCAUUAUAAUAUAGUUCAACUUGAACUUGAAAGCCAUUUUGCAAGAUAAGUCUUUCCCCUUGCUGUGUCUUAUUUAAUGGAGCUGAAGAGUGACUGACUAUUCAGUAUUUGGGAUUGCCCCUCUUAAAAUGACAAUAAAUACGUAUUUGUGAAA